This is a messenger RNA of Peromyscus californicus insignis, 4399 nucleotides long. It is a transcript of the gene Prr29, whose product is annotated as proline rich 29. The record is from RefSeq and is a predicted model, not a curated record. NCBI's taxonomy places the organism in Eukaryota, Metazoa, Chordata, Mammalia, Rodentia, Cricetidae. Bases 3135 to 3824 code for a protein of 229 amino acids. The transcript has 5 exons.
GAAACCCUGUCUCAAAAAACAAAAAACAAAGACAAAAAAAAGGUGAAGCCUCCUUAUGUACACACAAGUAUGCACACUGGCACACAAACAUGCACACACACAUAUAGACACACACACAAAAUGAACAAAUAAAAACCUAAAGACAGAAGGAAGAGUCCCCACUGAGGCACAACACGAAGGGAAGAGUGGAGGGUCCAACAUCUGAAAGAACAUUAUCGUGGACAGGGAAGGAGCUGGCAAGUCACCUCCUCCAGAACUCUCCAGAGCUCAGGCAGCCAUUUGGGAAUGUUUCCGCCUUUGUAUGGCGAUGGUUUGAUUUCCAAAGCAUUUGAAUAGGGCACACCAGUUUCCCCUCAGCCUUGUGUUCUAAAUACAGGUUUUACACAGCAUCUUUCCAGGGCUUCUCUGUGGGAACGCAGACGUGGAAGGAGGAGGCUGGUGUUUAAGUGGGGAAUUCCCCAAAGCAGACCCCAUUACCAGGAGCUGGGAGGCAAGCCCCAUGACCAGUGGAGAAAGGACAAGGACAGACUAAAAGCCAGCAAGGCGCACACCCCGGAGUGGGCUGGCACGGGUAAUGUGGGUGAUGUCGCUAACAUCCAUAAGGUGCCCCCGAGAGAGUCUCUAUGAGACUCACCUUGGCCAACCCCAAGGAAUACCCUCUCCCUCAUUGCUGGAGGCUCCCAAGCCUCCUGGCCUGUCUCACCUGUGGGUAGGAAAUGUGGAGAGCCAGGCGAGUGUGGGAGCUGGUCACAGAGGACCUGGUUUGUGGGGAGGCAGGUAUCCACAGACUCUGUCGUUGAUUCUCUCCCUCUCUCUCCCCCUAUACACACACACACACACACACACACACACACCCAUGGCAUGCACACUCCACAAAUAUACAAGCAUAUAUCUAUGGUUUGUGUACCUGUAUGGAACUAGGGAUGAACCCAGGGCCUCACGGAGCCAAUGGAGCUACUUCCUAGUCCUGGACAUGUGAUUUAAAAAAAAAAAAAAGAUCUUUUCAUCCAUAUUAAUCUCCAGGAAGACCUGACCAGAGAUGGAGUCUGAGGAAUCCAAGCACAAAGGUCACCAAGGGAAAUCUUUAAAAACACACACAAAGAGGCUGGCGAGAUGGCUCAGUGGUUGGUAAUAGAUGGUUUCAAUUCCAACACCCUCACCAUAGCUCACAGCCAUAUGGAACGCUUACCCAGGUGGUGCAAUACCCCUUCUGUCCUCCAGGGGCACUAGACACACAUGUAGUAUACAGCCACACAUGCAGGCGAAACACCAAAACACAUAAAAGAAAAUUAAAAAUUAAAAACAAACACAAUAAGAUCCUACUGGUCUUUUUCAGUCCACUCUCUUUGACAUCUUUCCACAUCAAUAUAGAUAUGCCGUGGCUGAGCAGUAGUGUAUUGAGAGGCUACACACACACACACACACACACACAAGCUUUGUUAUUGAGAAUUGGGGCUCUUGGGGCUCUGGUUAUGAUUCAGUUGAUUGAUAAAACAUUUGCACUCAUGAAGCCCUGCCCAGCACCCCAUAAACAAGGUGUCAUGAGACCUACAUGUGAUUUAAAAAAAAAAGAUCUUUUCAUCCAUAUUAAUGCCAGCAUGUGAGAAAUACAGGCUGUGAGGUGUUAAGGAGUUCAAGGGUGUCCUUGGCACAUUUGGAAGUUGAGGGCAGCCUAGGAUACCUGAGACUCCACUUUUACACUGUGGUGUAAAAAGCAGCAACCUCUGUGGGGAUGGUUUCCCUUCUGGCUGAUCUGCAGGGCCCAGUGACUUCCUCUUGGACUGUUUUGCUGUUCUCUUCACCUAACCCUCAUGCCAGAAUCCUGGGGAUGGACCGAUUGGUGAAGCUGUCACUGGAUCCCUUUGUCCCCUUCCUAAUAUGGCCACAUGAAUCAAUCUCCUUUUUUCCACAUUUUUACUAUUAAUUUUUUUUUUUACUUAUUUGAUUUUUUGAGACAGGGUUUCUCUGUGUAGCUGUGGCUGUUCUGAAUCUCACUCUGUAGACCAGGCUGGCCUCAAACUCAGAGAUCUGCCUGCCUCUGCCUCCUGAGUGCUGGGAUUAAAGGUGUGCACCACCUAAAAAAGUGAAUUUGUCUUUUUAAUCAGUUUAUCGAAGGUGGCUGUCCAGGACUGAGAGGGCAGAGGCUCUGACCCUGAUAAAUCCAGUAACAAUAUCUCCAACAGACAGGGGCAAAGGAGGAGCUGGGAAUGUUCCUUCUGGCUCUGCACUCCAGGACUGUGGAAAGGGGAACAGAAGUAGAGAAUGGGCGUGUGUGUGUGUGUGUGUGUGUGUGUGUGUGUGUGUGUGUGUGUGUGACUUUGGUGUUAAUCCCAGCUUCCUGUCGGGACUGUCCUGACUGCUGCUCAGGGCCUGUCUUUGGAUGUCACAGCUGCGGAAAUAGAUCUCCCCUCUUCACCUGUUCUUAAGCAAUAGACACUUGACUAACUUCCUGUCAGAAGAAUGCAUGCUUUGGAAACACAAGAUGGUGCUGGGGACUCCUGAAUGCCCACCUUCCCCACCUCUGAGGGAGCAGUGAACGGCUCAGCUUUUGAGGAACUGAGUGAAUCUGCAGGGGAGACAUAAAGACCCCCAGGCACUGUGGGCCAGAGCCACAGCCUGGUUGGUGAAUUUGCCCAGUGUCUGCCUGGUCCCCCUCCAGAAACCACUGGGUCCUUAGGACUCCCCUCUCCUAAGAGUGAUUGGCAGAGUGACAGUGAGUGUGUGCUCUGCCCUCCUCACCUGCCUCACACACUCAUGCCAGGUCCUAUACAAUUUUCUAUUCCUAUGGGGCCAGGAAACCAAGUCACCCUAGCUUCUCACUCAACAAACAUGAGUCCCCCAGAGUUAACAUCAGCGCCAGGAGGAGUAGGGCCAAAGUCUGGAGAACCCCACAUAGGGGCCUGAAGGUGGAUCUCCAGAAGAGAGAUCUGAGCCUCAGAAUCCCCAAAGACCCCACAUUCCGGAGGAAGAGAGCCAGGGUGAAAAGACCCCACAAUCUGGAAGAGGAGGGCCAGGGCGGAGACUUGGGCUGUUUCCCAGACACCAGGCAUCCUGGGCUGGGCGGGUCAGUGUACUCCUGGGAGGAGCCCUCUCCGGCGUCCCCAGAGCUGCCAAGGUAACUGACCUGCUAGGCCAUGGCCUCCCUCGGGAGUGGGAGCUGGAGCGGCGCCCCAUCACAGAGUGCAGCCCCUACGCCCUGGGUGACCAUCUUGCAGCCUUGUCCUUGGACUGUCCCGACUCCUCUGCCUCAGCCUAGCCGAGUCAAGGAAGACCUGCUGGAGCUCAUGAUGCUGCAGAAUGCCCAGAUGCAGCAGCUGCUGCUGAGUCAGCUGGUGGCCGGAGCCCUGAACCCAGGGCCAGAGUGGUCCAGCCCACAGGUCUAUACAGACAGCCAACAGGAACAGGUGGAGGAAGAGAUGGAGGCCCAGGAGCAGGAGCCUUUGGUGUUCCACCAUCACUAUUUGCCUUGCCCAGCGACCUCCUUGGGCCCCAUGGCACUCUGGCCAGCCUCUUUCCUCCCUGUUCCCCCGCACCAGCCUCCCUGGCAGGGUGCACCGGCGAUUCAGCGCCAGCCCCCUGCCUCCAGGCGAGGGGAGGUGAGAGAUGUGCCCCCACCCCCGCCCCCCAGUGCCACAGGAACUGUUGGAGCGGAUGUACCCCCAGCUUCAGGUCAGUGGGGCCUGACCCGGGGCAGACGGAGAUGUCAGAAGGGCCAUGUGCUCUGUGGAGGGGGGCUCCUGCCAACCACUGCCUGUCCCAUUCUGUGUUCCUCCUUGGGGUCCACCAAGGCAGGAAGGAGCAAGCCGAGGGUUCUGUUUCUCUAGACUACUACGACGCUGAGAGCCUGCCGUGAAGACAGACGUUCACCAGGCCUCACCAGCUUCUGCACCCAUACCGGAGCGACUCUGCACCCAUGCCGGAGACCUUCUGACCCACUCUGCCCCAGCCAAGCCCUCUACCCUGGGGCAUCAGGCUCUCAACUCCACUGCUAUCUUGAGCAGGCUCUUCUGCAUCAAAAGCUCCUUAGAACCCCUCCCUGACCCAGAAGCCACAUAAACCCAGUUGAUCCACUGUUUCCUGUCUGAACCAGAGUCAGGCCCUGAUACCAGAGCCCCAGCUGGCCUUUGCCCCUCUCUCCUCUCUGUGGCAUCACCCUUGGGCCUGAAAUAGGGCAAGGGAGAAGAGGGUGGCUUGGGUCUCCAAAUGCCUUAAGGCCCGUGGAGGGCAGCUUGGUUGGGGAGAAGGCCAGCUCAGGAGACCCCUGCGGCGGACUCGGCUUCACUGGACUCUGUUGGCGGAAAGGAGAGUCAGAGCUGGGUCCUGAUUCAACCAGGAAUGGCCUCAGGUCCCCAGGGCCAUGUGCAAACAAUGUCCUCCCGCUCAUGAGAUCUCAGUAGGA